UCCGAUUUUCGUGUUUAUCGGCGUUUUCUUUCUUCCAAUUUGGCAUCUGGUUUUUAAAACGAAAGAGGAAGUUCUCGAUCAAAUAUAUAUGAAACGUGAGUGCAAAGCAGAACUGGAGUUCGAAGACUUACCCGCAAUAAUAAAAGAGAGUGUUGGUCAAAAUCUAAAGUUGAAUGUAAGUCAGGCGCGUGGCAGGUGCACCGGAAAACCGACGAUAACUGCAAAUUUCACUGCAUUGGUUUUCCCCCAAAUUAUCAACAUUUCGAAGGCAUUUAAACGAUAUUCCGCGAGGAAAUACGUUUUUCCGUACUACCAAUACACCGACCAACUUUCGGUAAACACUCGUGCGUUUCUUAGCCUCUGCGCGCAAGCUGGCACAACGGGGCGCAAGGUUGUGAAACCCUCAGUGAAACAAACGAGACUUCGUUCUGACGAUUCGUGGCUUCCCCUGGACACUUAUUACGAUGUUAAAUACUUGGAAAGCCUAUUAGCAUCUUCUGGUUAUGCCGAACUUGUGGAAAAGAUGGAGUACCUCAAGGAAUGUCCGCCAAAUAGCCCGGAUCAUGUAAGCGUGCACUUCAUUGACAACUCGGAAGCAUCGAUGGGUUUCACUAAAGCGAACUUACGCUUGGAAAAAGGUUUUUACAACGAUAUAGUGAAGAACACGUCUCGAAAAGGUUGGACAGAAUGCGAGUUUCUGGAUAGAGCUAUGGCGAAAACUCCUGGCAAACAGUACUGUGUGAACGGAGAUAUCAUACAAGAUUGGAAAGUCUUUGAAAGGGAUGUUGCGAAGAAUGAAAAAUGCCUGAACAUAUUCGUCUGGCGAGGAGUCGAAGGUCCUACUUAUCGCUUGAAAUUCAGUGAAGACCGUAUGAAGUAUUCAUCAACCGAUCUUGCAUUAGCUUUGAAGCCAGGGCAGCCUGUCAUGGAAGAGGUCGAGCGUUUUCAAAAUGAGAUACUGUCACAAAACUACAUUGCGGUGUACAUACGAAGUGAAUUCAUGUUGCGUGAAUUUUCCAUCAGUUAUCUUCGAGACUGUAUUCAACUAGUACUUCAGGCCCUGUUUGCUCUAAAAAGGAUCACUGGGUUAUCUCGUGUUUACGUCGCCACGGAUAUGGGUGAAUACGGUUCGAGCUGGCUGGUUCGCUUCCGGAGUAAGAAUCAUUACCAUGAGAAUUUUUUUAAAGAUAUUCAUGAUGAUGUAGUGAAACAAUCCCAAGGCGUAACCUACAGACCCCCGUCUAAUGUGGUUGAUCGCGGUAUUAUCGCAAUGGUCGACCUAACUUUGUUAUCCCGGGCGCGACAUCUCAUAAGUGCCGGGCCGGGAACCUUUCGAGAAACGGUCGCUGCGAAGUUUUUAGAGAAUCGUCGAAGCGAUAAACAGACAUUGUCACAAAUCACCGUUUGUGCUGAUUACAAAACGAGCGAUUAAAAACCCGCUCUGCCAUGCUACUGCGCUCUUCUCAACGGAUGCAUGUCGAAUACGGACUGUAUUCGUAUAUUGCGUACCAAUUG
This is a messenger RNA of Dendronephthya gigantea, 1515 nucleotides long. RefSeq lists its product as uncharacterized. Gene Ontology annotation, biological process: protein O-linked glycosylation via fucose. Lineage: Eukaryota; Metazoa; Cnidaria; Anthozoa; Malacalcyonacea; Nephtheidae. The transcript has 2 exons. Gene Ontology annotation, molecular function: peptide-O-fucosyltransferase activity. The record is from RefSeq and is a predicted model, not a curated record. Bases 89 to 1432 code for a protein of 447 amino acids.